CCCAAAAAAAUCAAGGUAGCGUCAUGUCUGACCUACCAUGAUCGUUUUUAACAGUCUAGUGAAGAUACAGUACAAGGAAACCUCGUAAUGUUUUAUGAGCUCCUUUUUUGACAAUUUGAUUUCUAGGAAAGGGUGCUUGAACAUGGAAGGCAGUGUUACCAUUCCUAGUCAUGUAGAGGACCUGACAAAAUGCAUGUAUGAACUACAACAGGAUGGGACAUUCUGUGAUGCAGGCCUCGAGUGCAAAGAUGGCGUCAUAUUUGUUCAUAAACUUGUUCUUAUGGCAUGCAGAAGUCCAUAUUUAAGGAAUCAAUUGGCGUCUCAAAGUCAAGGUGAAAGAAUUUAUGUCAGUCUCAAGAAUUAUUCAUUAAAAACAAUAUGCUGUUUAGUGCAGACCCUUUAUACAGGACAGUUAAACAUUUCCCAGGAGAAUGAAGUAGAUUUUAGUCAUUUGUGUGAGACGAUAGGUCUUGACAAUAUGAAAUCUGCUGCUGAAAAUUUUAUUCAGCAAGAUCGAAAUAUUCAUGAGGUCGAAAGCAUGAACCCAUUUUGUGCUGUUCAAGUUGAAGAGGAAAUAUCAGAAUCACAGGAUGGGAUUACAGCACUGGUGGCAUCUGUCAAUCAUGGACCGGAUGACAACUUAGUUGACAGUACAAACACUGUUGAUUAUGUAGAGGAUCUCAACUAUGACAACAGUGAUCUUAAAGUUGGUAGUGAUAUAGCUAAAAGAAGUCAAGAUUCCAAAGAAGAAAGGGAUGCUGAAAAAUCUUUGGAUCCACCCACAGGAAGAGAAACCAGAAGCAACAAGAGAAGAAAAAUAUUCCACAAUGAUAACAUUGCACAAGCAAAAGACAAUGCCACCUCAUCUAAUGUGGUAGAAAUAUUGGCCAUUGCAAAGCAAUUGUCUGGAAUAGAAGAAGCGCAGACAUUUAAACCUGCUUCUUCUUGCCUAGAUCAAACUAAACCCAGUUUAUGUUCAUUAUGUACAAAAGAAUUUGUAAAUGAAGAGGAAAAUGCUACAGAUCCAAGCAAGAAAGUUUGUUCAGAAUGUAUGGUUUUAUUUAGUGGAGAAACCAAUGAUGACCAAGAGAUGGGAACUAGGCCAGAUCAAACACAAAAUUACAACAGUGAAGAUGGCGGAGAAGACAGCCAAAAGGAUAGAGUUGAUUUGGAAGAGGAAUGUUUAAAGAAGACAUGUGAAGAAAGAUCACCACUUCCAGACCUUAUUUCCUUAGAAGAAGGUGACAGUGAUCCAUUAACACGGUUACAAGAACAGAUAGACAUUGAUGGAUGUGAAAACAAUGAAAUAUAUGACAGAAAGCUUAGAAAUAAGAACCAAUCAGAUAAAGUAAAGAGAGAAUCAGGUGAGACCAAUCAUGAAAAGUUGUGGCAUUGUAAAAAGUGUGAAUUUUCAACAGGUGAUAAGAAGGAACAAGAGAGACACAGAAAACAUCACUCUUACAUGGAACGAAAACUCAGAAUGUCUAAACUACUUGAACCUCCAAAAUAUUCCUGUGAUGAAUGUGGAAAUGAAUAUAAAUCAGAAGACAGUUUGAUAAAACAUCAAAAUUUAGUGCAUUCGGAUAAGCCUAUAUUGAGAUGUGUGCUUAGAGGGUGUAAAUCACGUUUUGUGGAAGAAUUUGUCUUACAAAAACAUUUGUUAUGGCACAAAUCACAAGGUGUUCUGAAAUGUAGGAAAUGUGCACAGGUAUUUGUACUAAAGGGUGCACUAAAAAGACACGAAGAUUAUUGUGUCAAAAGAUUAAUGUUUCUAUGUGACAUUUGUAAUAAAGUGUAUAAAGCCCAAAAAAAUCUCUCUGAACAUAUGAGUAAAAUGCAUUGUCAGGGGGGUAAAGGCUUCAAUUAUAGGGAAUCUUUAAAGUUUAGCAGAAAUAACAACAGUAUGACGUCUGCAGUUGAUCAGAAUAAAAGAGCAAGUAUAACAGUCGAGAAUACAAGUUUAGAAACUUCUUUGGAAGAGUUUAAUGCUGAUAAUGUUGAGGAAUUUGUUGAAGGGAUGAAUUCAAUUUUACUCACCCAGCGGAAUGAAAAAAAAUCAAAACAGACACAAGACGUUUACCGUUGUAUACAUUGUGAAUUCUCAACAGAAGAUAAAAUACAGUAUACUAAACAUAGAAAACACCAUGCUUACCUUAUUCACAAGCAAAAGAGUGCAGAACUCCAAUCACAUACUUGUGAUAAGUGUGAAACAGAGGAUAAAACUACACUUGCAUUGAAAGUUCAUACGGAAAAGGUACAUUCUAUGGUAUUUGAAUGCCUAGAGAAAGGUUGUUUUAAAUAUUUUUCGGAUGAACACAAGUUAAAUGAACAUUUAUUAGAGCAUGAAGAAACUGGUUUAACAAAAUGUGGGAAGUGUGCAAGAUCAUUUGUUACAAAACAUGAUUUGAAAGAACAUGAGAAUAGCUGCUUUCCUAACGAAAAUGGUGGUGAAAAUGAUGAUAAUAACGAUGAUGUUGAUGAUGAUGACAUGGAUGAUGAUGGUGAUGAUGAUGAUGAUGAUAUUGAGGGUAUUGUAAAAACGUUAAAUGAUGCUAUUAAAAAGAAAAGGUCAAAGGUUUUUAAAUGUGAUAAAUGUAAUUUUUCAACAAAAGAUUAUAAGAAUUAUGAAAAGCAUUCGAGCCACCAUCAUUAUUUAAAGAGGAAGGAAACAAAGAUACAUAUUUGUAGAUAUUGUGUGUUGACCUUCAGGACCAGAUCAGGAAUGAGUAAACAUGAGCUCACUUUUCAUUCGGAUCAAUUUUAUGAAUGCAAGGUUAAAUCCUGCACUAGUGUAUUUAAGUUUAAACAGCAAUUAGAAAAACACAUAUUUAAUCAUAAAAAUAGAGGUCUUUUGAAAUGCAAGAAAUGUAACAAGAAAUUUGUUUUUUAAAGCCCCUUAUAGCUCGCUGUUCAGUGUAAGUCAAGGCUCCGUAUAGAAGACCUUACUUUGACCUAUAAUGGUUUACUUUUAUGAAUUUUGACUUGGAUGGAGAGUUGUCUCAUUGGCACUCAUACCACAUCUUCUUAUAUAUAUUUACACCACAUGAAGAUAAAUGUAUAAGGAAUAUGACAGCAAAUGAACAGACUCAGUGUCACUUAUGCGGAAAACAGUUUGGAUGCAAAUCAGGAUUGUUAGGGCACAUGAGAAAACAUAAUAAUGAAAUGUUUGAUUGCUUUUGUGGAAAAAAACAUUUGACAGUAUUAAAAAUCUUAAUCAGCAUAAAAAAUGUCAUAAUGAUCCUAUGCUUAAAUCAUUUUGUGAAAAAAAGGUUUCCGAGGAGAGUGAAAAUAGUGCAGAUUCAGAUGAAAUGGAAGAUAGCACAUCUUAAAGUUCAAGUGCAAAGUAUAAUUCGAAAAGUACUAAAGCAAAGCAAACAGUAUCUGAAUAAUGGAAAUGAAGAGUGUGUUAUAGAACAUGUUUAUAUUGCAGAUUUUCACAAUUUAACACAAUUCAGGAAGAGGUGUCAGCAAAUGGUGGAAUAACAACAGAAAAUGAUGAAAAUAAUGAGUCAGAUGUGAGUAAGGAAUCUGACAUGACGUUUGGUGAUGAAGGGGAUGAAUUGAUAUUGAAGAAUAAACAAAAUGAUGGUGACAUGCUUAACAUUGGCAUUGAAUGAAUUUAUCUCUGAUUUUGUAAUAUGAAGAUAUUAGUGACUAUACGUAGUGACAUUGAAUAGUCUGACGAAUAUAUAGACACCCAAAACAAACAAAGAAGCAAACAAGUGUGAAUUUUAAGUAUUAACAUUUUUCUCGAGCAUGCGACUUAUGUCGCAGAAAGCUCGACAUAGGGAGAGUGAUCUGGCGGCUGCAGCCACGUCAGUGUUAACAAACUUCUUAAAAGCUUAAUAUUUCAGAAGGUGGAAGACCUGAAUCCUUUAUACUUUGCAUAUAGAUGCCUUAUGUUAUAAAGUUUCCGUCGGUCAUAUGUCCAUUGUUCUUGAGCUCAUUUUCAUGGUUCAGUGACUACUUAAAAAAAAAAAUUAUUCUUUAUUCAUGUUAUUUCUCUCUUAUUAUGAAUAAUAUAACUAUUUGGUAUGUGCGUACUUUGCAAAGUCCUCAUUCCCAUCAGACAGUUUUCACUUGACCCUGACCUCUAUAUAUCAGAUACUAUAAGCAAUAGGUCUACUAUAUUUGGUGUAAGAAAUGAUUGUAAGUUGAACCUGGCCAAUUGGCAGGUAUCAUCGGAACUUGACCUCAUUUCCAUGGUUCAGUAGUUAAAGUUUAGUUUUUAUGUUUUGGUCUGUUUUUCUAAUACUGUAUGCAAUAGGUCAAAUAUAUUUAGUGUAUGAAAAUAUUUUACUAUGUACAUGUCAGUCUGGCAUGUUAUAUUUGAUCGUGACCUUAUGUUUACGGUUAUUUGUAUUUGGUCUGUUUUUAUACGACUGCAUCGUCAGCGUCGUCCGAAGACGUUUGGUUUCCAGACAAUAACUUCAGUAAAUGUGAAUAGAAAUCUAUGAAAUCUUAACACAAGGUUUAUAACCACAAAAGGAAGGUUGGGAUUUUGGGGGUUAUAGUCCUAACAGUUUAGGAAUUAAAGGCCAAAAAGGGGCCCAAAUAAGCAUUUUUCUAGUUUCCAGACAAUAACUUGUGGAACGGUGUAUGGAUCUCUCUGAAAUUAUACAAUAAGUAUUCAUACCACAAAGGGAUGGUUAGGAUUGGCUUUGAGGGGUUAUGGCUCAAUCCGUUUAGGAAUUAGGGGCAAAAUAGGGGGAAAAACAAGGGUUUCCUGGUUAAUGGACUAUUAAAAAAAAAGAUUACCUCCCUUACACUGCUUUUAAUUUAUGUAUAAAGAAAUGUUGUAUUGUCUUGAGGUGAUAAGCUGUCAAUUUAUUUUUAGAAGUUACUAUUUAAAAAUGCUGAUGUAUGUCAUUUUCUAUAUUAAGACUUUUAUGAUGUAUUUAAAUGGGUAAUUAUGGUUGCAAACUCCAUUGGAAAUUUGAAUUGAGAUUAUGACCAUAUCUUGAGGGAAAAAUUAUUAUUUUUUUUUGGAAAAGGGGGGUGAAUAAAAAAUUU
This is a messenger RNA of Mytilus californianus (California mussel), 5013 nucleotides long. Its product is annotated as zinc finger protein 595-like. The coding region runs from base 95 to 2890 and encodes 931 amino acids. NCBI's taxonomy places the organism in Eukaryota, Metazoa, Mollusca, Bivalvia, Mytilida, Mytilidae. The transcript is spliced from 3 exons. Gene Ontology annotation, molecular function: protein binding. The record is from RefSeq and is a predicted model, not a curated record.